This is a messenger RNA of Neurospora hispaniola, 1680 nucleotides long. Its product is annotated as HAD-like domain-containing protein. The record is from RefSeq and is a predicted model, not a curated record. The transcript has 2 exons. The coding region runs from base 1 to 1680 and encodes 559 amino acids. NCBI's taxonomy places the organism in Eukaryota, Fungi, Ascomycota, Sordariomycetes, Sordariales, Sordariaceae.
AUGGCUACUACACCAUAUGACACUAUCAUUUUCGACCUUGGGGACGUGCUCUUUGACUGGGAUGAGCCGGAAGACGUUGCGUCCCUUGUCGCGUUGCCAAAAGGUGCCAUGCGAAAAAUGAUGAACUCAACCACUUGGCAUGACCUCGACCGUGGUCUCCUACCUGCGGAGGAAGCCUACAAGAUCAUGGGCGACGAGAUCAACACCGAGGCAUCACUGGUACGGCAGGCCAUUGAUGCAGCUGCUUGCUCGCUUCGAGUUAACGAGCAAUGGGCAGAGCUGGUGGAAAAGCUUGCGGCAAAGCCUGGGUUGAAGGUGUAUGCCAUGUCGAACAUCUCCAAGGAACAUUUCGAGUACAUCCGUACGCUGCCGUUCCCAUGGGAAGCGUUCACUCGCGUCUUUACCUCCGCGGCCGCCGGUAUGCGCAAACCGGAUCUCUGCUUCUACCAGUACGUCAUCAAUGAGACUGGAUGCGAUCCUAGCCGUACCAUCUUCCUUGACGAUCGUACCGAGAACAUCGUCGCUGCUAGAUCUUUGGGCAUUCGGGGCGAGAUCGUGACGGACAACGAGAGGACCAAGGAAGGAAGAAUUUAUCGAUUCCUCAAGAACGUGGUCUUGGGGGAGCCCAUUGCACUUGCAGAAGCCUUCUUACACUUCCAGAGCGGAAAGCUGGAUUCGAUCUACUCCGAGGAGGGGGUGGUUUUCAAGGACAACUUUGCCCAACUGCUGAUAUGGGGACUGACUGAUAUGGAAGAUAUCAUCUACCUUUUGUGGCCAGACGGAACGCACUGGAAGGGAUCAUCGCGAUGCUCGUCUCCAGAUGACGAUGCCUCCGUGGCCAGCUCAACCGACUCUGCAGUCGUCCUUAGCGACAAGGCCAGAGACGGCAAGAAGUCACGCCCUCUUCAGGAUGGCCUGUGGAACUACUUCACCGAGAAGCCAGUCGGGACCACGGAGGCAUUCCCAGCUGAUGUUGAUACCACCUCGAUCGCCUACCUGACCAUUCCGCAAGAGCACCUGCACAGAGUUGCCGAUCCCAAGCUGGUUCUGGAUGCCAUGAUCUCCAACGUAAACGUCGAUGGCAUCAUGCAGGUGUACUUUACAAAUGACAGGCCACGCAUCUGCGCCAUUGUCAGUGUGAACAUGCUUCGGUUCUUCCUGAAGUAUGGUGGUGAUGAUCUAGAUCUGGACACCGAUCCCCGUCUUGCUGCCACAGGGACCUUUGUUGUCAAUUGCCUUGUCAACAAUGCAGUGAUAAAUGGCACACGCCACUACACGACCAUUGAAAGCUUCCUGUAUUUUGUCAGCUUGUUCUUCGACGAGCUCAGGACAAAGGCCGAAAGGAACCCGACCAAAAACGCCAACACGCGUCAGACACUCCAACGACAUAUCUAUCGCUUGCUGGUGCAAUCGUUGGGGAAGCCUGCUAACCCGUUGGCUUUGGCGAUGCGGGUGCGUGCUUGUCAGGUAUUCGGUAUCGACAGAGACCUCCUAAAGUGGGAGAUGGACGAACUGCUUGUCCUUCAAGAGGAAGAUGGAGGAUGGCCGGCGGGUCACUUCUGCAAAGCGGGAAGGACGGGUGCUGUGAUUGGUAGCCGGGGCUUGACGACAGCAAUGGCUUGGCGAAUUCUGAAGGACUACGAGCGUGAGGUCAUUCCUACAGAUAGGCUGAAUCGUUGA